Messenger RNA from Pundamilia nyererei, 4055 nucleotides. RefSeq names its product protein kinase cGMP-dependent 2 (gene prkg2). NCBI's taxonomy places the organism in Eukaryota, Metazoa, Chordata, Actinopteri, Cichliformes, Cichlidae. Gene Ontology annotation, biological process: protein phosphorylation. The transcript is spliced from 19 exons. The record is from RefSeq and is a predicted model, not a curated record. Gene Ontology annotation, molecular function: ATP binding; cGMP-dependent protein kinase activity. Bases 121 to 2442 code for a protein of 773 amino acids.
UGCGAGCAGGUGGAGCGCCUCUCUGCUGAUGCGCGGAUCCACGGACACGUUGUUCCUUCAUUUAACUCCGAAAAACCUCCGGGCUCUUCUGAAGGCUCUGAAAACUAAGCAGGUGCCAAUAUGGGGAACGGUUCAAUGAAAUCAAAGCGCUACAAACACACUGACGGCUGUGCGCACAAAGAUCACGGCGGUGGGUUCAAAAACUCGACCCUGGAUUUCCUGAGGGCCCGGGUGGAGGAGCUGGAGCGAGAGGGCAAGAGGAAGGAUGAGGAGCUUUGUGUCAAAGAGCAGCAGAUCAAAGGUCUCCAGGAGCAGCUGGCCAAACACACACGAGUGCUGGCCGAGAUGAGCGAGGAGCUGCAGAGUAAGUGCAUCCAGCUCAACAAACUGCAGGACGUGAUGAAGAGCGGAGCAUCGGCGGGUCUUGCUUCGAGGCCUCCUUCAGUCAAAGCCAGCAGCAGGGGCAGCCCCAACCUCAGCAUUCGCAUCAAGGAAACCCUGAACAGAAGGAAAGGCGCCAAAGCCGGGGUAUCUGCCGAACCCACAUCAAGAACCUACGACUCCAGCGGUCUGCCAAAGUUCUCCUUUGAGAAGGCUCGGGUACCAAAGGAUGCAAGUGUAAAGAAGCUGCUGACAGAUGCCCUCAACAAGAACCAAUACCUGAAGAGGCUGGAGCUGCAGCAGAUCAAAGACAUGGUGGAGUGCAUGUAUGAGCACACUUACCAGCAGGGAGAGUACGUCAUCAAGCAGGGAGAGCCUGGGAACCAUCUGUUUGUCCUGGCAGAUGGGAAGCUGGAUGUGUUUCAGCAUAACAAACUGAUCACAUCGAUAAUGGUGUGGACUGCGUUUGGGGAGUUAGCCAUUCUGUACAACUGCACGCGGACCGCAUCAGUGCGAGCUGUGAACAAAGUGAGGACGUGGGUUUUGGAUCGGGAAGUUUUCCAGAACAUUAUGAGGAGGACGGCCGAGACACGACACGAACAGUAUCGCAACUUCCUCCGAAGUGUUUCACUUUUGGCUAAUCUACCAGACGACAAGCUAAGCAAAAUAGUGGACUGCCUGGAGGUGGAAUACUAUGACAAAGGCGAGUACGUCAUCCGAGAGGGAGAGGAGGGCAGCACCUUUUACAUCAUCGCACAAGGAAAGGUGAAAGUGACCCAGACCACCGAGGCCCACAAGCUGCCACAGAUCAUCAACACGCUGCAGAAGGGAGACUACUUUGGAGAAAAAGCACUUAUAAGUGACGACGUCAGGUCUGCCAAUAUCAUUGCUGAUGAGAACGGGGUGGAGUGCCUCGUCAUCGACAGAGAGACAUUUGAUCAGACGGUGGGCACCUUCAAUGAGCUGCAGAAGUACCUCCAAGGGUACGUGGCAACACUCGAUCGCGACGACAAGAAGAGACAUGCCAAGAGGUCUGUGUCACGCCACCAAAGUCAGCCUCUGUCUCCUGAAGUCAUCCAGCUGAAGGAACUGGUUUCCGAAUUCUCUUCAUCCAGGCCCUUUGAUCACCUGGAGGUCAUUGCUACCCUUGGGGUCGGCGGGUUUGGACGAGUAGAACUGGUGAAGGUGAAGACUGAGGAUGUCACCUUUGCACUCAAGGUCAUCAAAAAGAAGCACGUGGUGGACAACAGGCAGGAAGAACACAUCCACUCGGAGAGGAGGAUCCUCGCAGAGGCUCGCUCGCCUUUCGUAGUCAAACUGUAUCGCACAUUCAAGGAUAACAAAUAUGUGUACAUGCUGCUGGAGGCCUGUCUGGGUGGAGAGGUCUGGAGUCUGCUCAGGGACAGGGGCAGCUUUGAUGAAUCUGCUGCUAAAUUCUGCGUGGGCUGUGUCACGGAGGCUUUCGAGUACCUCCACCGGAAAGGUGUGCUCUACAGAGACCUGAAGCCUGAGAACCUCAUUCUGGAUUCUGAAGGAUACAUCAAACUGGUCGACUUUGGCUUUGCCAAGAAGAUCAGAUGUGGCCAGAAGACUUGGACCUUCUGUGGCACUCCAGAGUAUGUGGCACCAGAGAUCAUCCUCAACAAAGGCCACAACUUCAGUGUGGACUUUUGGUCUUUGGGCAUCCUGGUGUUUGAGCUUCUUACCGGCAGUCCUCCGUUCUCAGGAAUUGACCAGAUGAUGACGUACACUUUCAUCUUGAGAGGCAUUGAGAAGAUGGACUUCCCGAAGAAGAUAACAAAGAGACCGGAGGACCUCAUACGCAAGCUAUGCAGGCGGAACCCCUCAGAGCGACUGGGCAAUCUCAAAAAUGGAAUAACUGAUAUUAAGAAGCACAGGUGGUUUAAUGGCUUCAACUGGGAGGGGCUGAAGGCAAGGACGUUACCAUCGCCACUGAAAAGAGAACUUACAGGACCAACAGAUCACAGUUACUUCGACAGCUACCCUCCAGAUGAUGACAGUCCUCCUGAUGAGCUGUCUGGUUGGGACAUGGACUUCUGAGGACUUCUCCUCCAUCUUUCCAACAUUUUCCUUCCACUGCACACAUUAACAACUAAAAUCUAACAGCAAAAGUGGACUUACAGGUGACUUUACAUCACCUCAGCCAUGGUUUAGCAGCUUUAUGAUUGUCACAGAUUGACAGAUAAUUGAAAAUGGGAUAUUACCAAAAGGUAAACCCGUAUUGCUCCUGUAUCUCCAUACAAUAUGUGCACAUUUGAAUGGAAGCCUUCAAAGGUGUAAAGGUUUACUGCUUGACUUUUCUUUUACUCUCUGUUUCACACUAUUUUUGACAAAGAUGUCGAGAAAAAUCGAAGCGAUUCAGAACAGUUUUAAGCUGCUCCAACAGCCGCGUCAGUGUUCAACAUUCGAACAAAACUGGAUGUGAAAUGCACAAGCUUUUACCUCAGAGGAGUCGGGCCACCACCAAGACAUUUGCCAGAAGCAGAUUAAGAACAUUACCAGAAAGGAUUUUAUUAAUGCCAACAAAACAGAAGGUUCUGGUUAAUGGUGCUCAGUGUCACAUUAAUUAGCAUGAAGCUGCCUAGCUUGACAUACAGGAUUAAUGUAUUAAUCGUUAACCCAGACAAAACUUCAGAUGUAGCCCCGUUAUGCAACAAAAAAAAGAACGAUUUCUAAUAUUUGUGUUGAAUCACAUUAAGUCAGGUAAGUUAACACUCCUCAGCUGGCUAAUGUUAGUGGGCUAAGAGGACACUCAGGGCUACUGUGGCUGCACAGAAUCAACUAGCUCAAUUUGUGGUAUUACUGUGGAAUAUAACAGGUUCUCAUAGUUAGAAUAAGUAAGGUUAGCAUCACAGUAGGAUAAAAAUUCUUUCUAUACCUUCUAUAUGACGUACACUCAUCAGCAACUGGGAGUCACAAGCCAUAUUAUCAGUUCAACACCUCGUGCAGCCGCAGACACUCAGUAACAAAAAUGCCACACAGACGGCCUAAUCGGCUCACUGCAGAGUUAAACAGCUCGUUAUGAAGCCGUCAGCCUGGAACCGGGUAUUGGGAUACACUAGGAGUAAAUAAUAACACUAUUAUAAACAUUAAUGAGCUUCUCUAUAAUCUGCUGCUGAUAUGUGCUGCACCAGGGUGGUGUGCUGGAUAAACACCUCCACCCCAUAUUCAAUUAAAAUGUUUAUUUUUAUUUAUAUGGGCCCGGUUCACAACAGUUGUCAUCUCAAGACUCAUUACAUUAUAAGCUAAAGACCCUACAGUAUUACGGAGAGAACCUCAAAGAUCACAUGAGGUAGAGAAGCAGAACCAGCCUCAGGGAGGGGCAAGAAACUAACCAAAACUACAGGAGAGUUGAUCCCAUGCAAUAGGGCGAUAUAAACACAUGGGAAGUGAUAACAGCCAGCACUGUGACUGGGGAUAAACUCCUCCAUGUAACUGUCCCCUUGUGGAAGUUUGAGCCCCUCUGUAAAGCACAGUAACCCUGUGAGUUAUUUUAGAGCUGGUGAAAGCGAACCUGUACUUUAACCAAUCCUGAACGUGCACUGUUUUCUUAAAAACAUCUCCCAGUGCUAAUGUGGACAUUUCAGGGUAGCUUUCCAGUUGGUAAUACCCACAAAAAACAGUAAAAACUAAAUUUAUUGUGCUAACAUCAC